AUGCCAGUGUGCGGUCGGUGCAAUGCGACGAAGGGGUUCAACAAGUUCCAUGCCCUCGAGAAGCUCAAGGCCCAGCCCACGUGCAAGGACUGCAUCAAGCUGCCCGUGGCCCUGAGUCCAUGCACGGAAGCUGUGGAGGCAGAGUCACCCGCGCCGACGGCAGAUGGGCCUACUCCAGUGUCAUCUCCCACCGGUGCAACCGCCAAGGUCCCACCGAUCAUGAACCUUUCCGAGUCCAAAAAGAAAGGAACGUCCGUCGACGACUUUGAGUUCUUGAGGGUCAUUGGCAAAGGAACGUUCGGAAAGGUCCUCAUGGUGCGGCACAACAAGACCGACGGGAUCUACGCCAUGAAGAUCAUCAGCAAGCAGUUCCUCGUCGACAUGGAUUCAGUCAAGUACAUGAAGUCUGAGCGCAACAUCAUGACCAAGAUCAACCAUCCGUUCGUGAUUGGACUCGAGUUUGCCUUCCAAACCGAGUCCAAGGUGUACUUGGUCAUGGAGUACCAGCCUGGGGGAGAGCUGUUUUCGCACUUGAAGAAGGAGGGCCUACUCAUGGAAGACAAGGCCAAGUUUUACCUCGCAGAAAUGAUCCUCGCGCUCGAGCAUUUGCAUCUCCAAGGCAUCAUCCAUCGAGACCUCAAGCCUGAAAACGUGCUCAUUUCUGCCCAAGGCCACGUCAAGAUCACAGACUUUGGCCUGGCCAAGCAAGUGAACGAUGGCGACGAACUGUUUACGUUCUGCGGCACCCAAGAGUAUAUGGCUCCGGAAAUGGUGCUGGGGAAUGGCUACUCGUCGGCCGUCGACUGGUGGUCGCUCGGAGCCCUCGCGUACGAGAUGCUGAUUGGUCACCCGCCGUUUGAAACCAAGACUAAGAACCGCAAGGAACUGCACAAGAAAAUCCUCACGGCCAAGCUGGUGUUGCCGAAAUGGCUGUCGUCGGACGCGCACUCGCUGCUCAAGUCCCUUCUCGAGCGCAACGUCGACAAGCGACUGGGAGGCGGCAAGUCGUCCAUGUUUGUCGUGCGAGGAGUGCAAGCGCUUAAGUGCCACCCGUUCUUCCGCACCAUCGACUGGACCGCCAUGGCCCAGAUGCGCAUUCCGCCGCCGAUGGUUCCCCGCGUCACCCACGCGGCGGACACGCAGAACUUUGAUGCCGAGUUCACGGAGCUUCCGCCCACGGACCUCGCAUGUGGAGACUUUGACGGCGACAACGAAACCUUCCGUGGGUUUUCGUUCUGCGGACGCCACGAGCUACUCGAGGUCGUGGACGAUGUCGAGAGUCUCGUGCUUCAUCGAACGCGCGCCAUGUCUCGCCGCGCGUCCAAGGAGCUGCUUGAGGUGCUUCACGUCGAGCCCUCCACGGAGACAGCAGCAGCCGCCGCGUGGACAAUUGGUCGUUGA
Aphanomyces astaci is the source of this 1401-nucleotide messenger RNA. RefSeq names its product AGC protein kinase. The record is from RefSeq and is a predicted model, not a curated record. The transcript has 12 exons. Gene Ontology annotation, molecular function: protein serine/threonine kinase activity; ATP binding. Lineage: Eukaryota; Oomycota; Saprolegniomycetes; Saprolegniales; Verrucalvaceae. Bases 1 to 1401 code for a protein of 466 amino acids. Gene Ontology annotation, biological process: protein phosphorylation.